Messenger RNA from Macrosiphum euphorbiae (potato aphid), 450 nucleotides. The record is from the annotation of a GenBank genome assembly. NCBI's taxonomy places the organism in Eukaryota, Metazoa, Arthropoda, Insecta, Hemiptera, Aphididae.
AUGAAAAAAGCAAAGAAAAUCGUUCCACGCCGCGGUUCCGAGCCAAAUCCUCGUCCUCCUCAAAAAGUUCCAAAAAGACCAACUUCAUCUACUUCUCCACUUCAAUCAUCAAACAAAAAACAAAAACAACAAGAUAACGAAUAUCUCUCUUCAUCAGAAACCGAAUCAAUGUCGUCCAUUUCAGAAGCAACCCUAAAAGACCAAAUAUCAAGUCAACCUACAUCAGGAUCACUGCCAACUACCAUCUGCACUUCCUCUCCGGAAAAACCAAACUCCAGUCACUCACUAUCAGACUCUCUUGUUUCCAUCUCCGACGAUCAUGAUUCAAAAUCCUCACCAUCAAGCACACCUGCAACUGCGGCUCCACCGCGCCUACGUGUUCCUCCAAUAAUCAUGAAAUCCACUGACUACCGGCAAAUUGCACCAAAACUAUUCAGUUUUAAUUUAUAG